This is a messenger RNA of Nicotiana tabacum (common tobacco), 3652 nucleotides long. The record is from RefSeq and is a predicted model, not a curated record. NCBI's taxonomy places the organism in Eukaryota, Viridiplantae, Streptophyta, Magnoliopsida, Solanales, Solanaceae.
GUUCUUUUUUCUGUUUGGUAGAUGAUGAAAGAGUCUCAGAGUAAAGACAAUCUUACUAUUCGAUGGGAUAUUGGUCUCAACAAGAAGCGCGUUGCGUACUUUGUCUUCCCUAAGGAAGAUAAUGAGUUGCGUCUUGUACCUGGUGAUGAGCUAAGGCUGCGAUAUUCAGGGGAUGCAGUACAUCCAGCUUGGCAAUCCGUGGGGCACGUGGUAAAAUUAACUGCUCAAGAGGAGGUUGCGCUUGAACUUCGUGUCAGCCAGGGGGUUCCUGUCGAUGUGACCCAUGGGCUUAGUGUUGACUUUGUUUGGAAAAGCACGAGCUUUGAUCGGAUGCAGAGUGCGAUGAAAACCUUUGCAGUGGAUGAGACUAGUGUCAGUGGGUAUAUUUACCAUCACCUGCUAGGUCAUGAAGUUGAGAUGCAGAUGGUCCGCAAUGCACUUCCUCGUCGUUUUGGUGCCCCUGGUCUUCCAGAGCUUAAUGCAUCUCAGGUUUUUGCUGUAAAAAGUGUUCUUCAAAAGCCCAUCAGUUUAAUUCAAGGUCCACCUGGAACGGGAAAAACUGUCACCUCUGCCGCCAUUGUGUAUCAUAUGGCCAAACAAGGCCAAGGACAGGUUUUGGUUUGUGCCCCCAGUAAUGUUGCUGUGGACCAAUUAGCAGAGAAGAUAAGUGCUACUGGUCUGAAGGUGGUCAGGCUCUGUGCCAAGUCAAGGGAAGCUGUCAGUUCUCCUGUCGAGCAUUUAACCCUUCACUAUCAGGUUCGCCAUCUUGACACAUCUGAGAAGAGUGAACUGCACAAGUUACAGCAACUGAAGGAUGAACAAGGAGAGCUCUCCAGCAGCGAUGAGAAGAAAUAUAAAGCUUUGAAGCGGGCAACAGAGAGGGAAAUAGCUCAGAGUGCUGAUGUAAUUUGUUGCACAUGCGUUGGUGCUGGAGACCCUAGAUUGGCUAACUUCAGAUUCCGCCAGGUGCUUAUUGAUGAAUCCACUCAGGCUACUGAGCCUGAAUGUCUUAUUCCUUUGGUUCUUGGCGCAAAGCAGGCUGUUCUUGUCGGUGAUCACUGCCAGCUUGGACCAGUCAUUAUGUGCAAGAAAGCAGCCCGUGCUGGACUUGCUCAAUCUCUAUUUGAGCGCCUUGUGUUUCUAGGAGUGAAGCCAAUUAGGUUACAGGUACAAUACCGUAUGCAUCCUGCAUUAUCUGAGUUUCCAUCAAAUAGCUUUUAUGAAGGUACACUCCAAAAUGGUGUAACCAUCAAUGAAAGGCAAUCAACAGGCAUUGAUUUCCCUUGGCCUGUGCCCAACCGUCCCAUGUUCUUUUAUGUUCAGAUGGGACAAGAGGAGAUCAGUGCUAGUGGAACUUCCUAUCUGAAUAGAACUGAAGCUGCAAAUGUGGAGAAGAUUGUGACUACAUUUCUUAAGGGUGGAGUAGUCCCUAGUCAGAUUGGGGUCAUAACACCAUAUGAGGGUCAACGAGCAUACAUUGUAAAUUACAUGGCAAGAAAUGGUUCCUUGAGGCAACAACUUUACAAGGAAAUUGAGGUUGCAAGUGUUGAUUCAUUUCAAGGGAGGGAAAAGGAUUAUAUUAUUUUGUCAUGUGUCAGGAGUAAUGAACAUCAGGGCAUUGGAUUCCUUAAUGAUCCACGGAGGCUUAAUGUUGCCCUUACACGUGCUCGUUAUGGUAUUGUUAUCCUUGGAAAUCCUAAAGUUCUUAGCAAACAGCCUCUGUGGAAUGGCUUGCUGACACACUACAAGGAGCAUGAGUGCUUGGUAGAAGGUCCUCUGAAUAACUUAAAGCAGAGCAUGGUUCAAUUUCAGAAGCCCAAAAAGAUCUACAAUGAGCGCAGACUUUUCUUUGGUGGUGGACCUGGAAUUCCAGGUGACAGUUUUGGAUCUGCUUCAGGCCCCAACGCUGACAGGAGAAAUAGUCGUUCUAGGGGUUCUUAUAUGGCACCUGGUGUACCCAACGGUACUCAGAAACCUGGUCUUCAUCCUGCUGGUUAUCCAAUGCCUCGGGUUGCCUUUCCACCUUACCAUGGAGGCCCUCCACAACCGUAUGCAAUUCCUACUCGUGGUGCUGUCCAUGGCCCUGUUGGAGCUGUUCCUCAUGUUCCACAGCCAGGUAGCCGGGGUUUUGGGGCUGGACGUGGCAAUGCCAAUGCCCCAAUUGGUAGUCAUCUCCCUCACCAUCAAGGCGCCCAGCAACAGGCCGGAAGUCUUGGAUCUAACUUCAACUUUCCUGCAUUGGAGAAUCCAAACAGCCAGCCUUCUGUUGGAGGACCUUUAUCUCAGCCUGGAUAUGCUUCUAAUAUUGGUAUCCAGGGGCCAGGCCAGACAUUUCGGGAUGGAUAUUCUUUGGGUAGCAUGUCACAGGAUUUCGUGGGAGAUGAUUUCAAGAGCCAGGGGUCUCAUGUUCCAUAUAACGUUGCUGACUUCUCUACACAGGCUUCUCAAAGUGGAUAUGCUGUUGAUUAUGUAACUCAAGGAGCACAGGCUGGUUUUCCAGGGAACUUCUUAAACCAGAAUUCGCAAUCUGGAUACUCCCGUUUUGGUUCAGGAAAUGAAUUCAUGUCACAGGACUACAUGGCUCAUGGAUCCCAAGGUCUCUUUACUCAAGCUGGAUACAAUAACCCGUCGCAAGAUGAUGGUUCACAGAAUCAUUUUGGCAUGUCCAAUGCAUCUCUUCAGUCUCAGAGUUCGCUUAAUCCACUUUACUCCCAACCAUUUGCUCACUACAACACGCAACCAUUUAACAUGCAAAGCCAACCUCAACAGCAGCAAGCCCCACAAGGCCAGGGCUUCCAAAAUCAGAAACUUCACUACAAUAGUUGAAGAUCGCAGGCUUGUUUAUGUGAUGGGUUAUAGUUUGCUUCCAGCAGUUUGGUUUAUGUGUCAACGCGUGGACCAUAUUAUCUGACCUAAGAUGAGAUUAAGAGUUUGCUAAUAAUUCAGGUCAAAUGGUGACAUAUCCCUUGCCAGUGAUUCUGAAUGUUGAGUCAGAGGGCUGGAGUGGUGGAAGGCUCUCUGCUCAAGUAAACCAUGCACAGCACAACUGGUGCUGAGAAAGGAAAAAUAACCCAUGUUAUCUUCGUGAAGUUUUACGUAUUGUUUGAAGAGAGUAAUACUAUUUCUCCGGGAGAGUAAGGUUACAUGGCAUGGUAUUGGCCGGAAGGGUGGGUUAUUCAGGACACGGAGCUUGCUACUUGCGCGUUGGAAGGAGUACAACAUUGUUUGAAGCUGCGACCAUAUCUUUUGUACAGUGUCCAGGCGAAAGUCAGCUAACCCUUUCAGCUCUUCCUGACAUGUAGUUAAACUCUUUAGUAUUUGUAUUACGUGGAUAAUGACGAUAAUUAUAGAUGUGUUUAUGUUUCAGCACUUGAGGUAUUGGGUAUAUAAGCAGUUAUUAGUCAUUUGAUUAAACUGGAUUGCUUGUAAUCCAGUAUCAUUUUUUUGUGGAUUUCUUUUUAGCGUUUUGCUUGGAGUAGUCGGUGAGAAAAGAAUACGAGCACUUCAGCUGCAUUCGUUCAUUUUGCCACUUCUGUGGCAUCUCCCGUCUAUUUCUGCCUUGCAUGGACAGCAUAUGGACAGUACGGAGAUUUGCCUUUCGAGUUCUCAGAAAAACUGUCAUGUCAGUGAAAAGAGCUCUAUUUUUUUUUUA